This is a messenger RNA of Exophiala aquamarina CBS 119918, 1113 nucleotides long. RefSeq lists its product as uncharacterized. The annotation marks the transcript as partial. The record is from RefSeq and is a predicted model, not a curated record. Lineage: Eukaryota; Fungi; Ascomycota; Eurotiomycetes; Chaetothyriales; Herpotrichiellaceae. The transcript has a single exon.
AGCAUAGCCACGAUGCCACAGUCUGCAGAUGACAUUAUCGACCCCUUCGGUACAACCUGUAUUGUAGUCGACAACACGGCUCACACACUCCUCCAAUAUUACCUCCGCACAGUACACCCAAGUGUGUGGCACGUACUCUGCGCCGACAGUAAUGGAAGCGCUAGUAUUUUCAAGGACAGGGCGGUCUCCGUCUUACAGGGAGCCUUGAGCGAGACGUAUACCAUGUACUGCCUCUUGGCCUGCAUGAACGUUCACAUGAGAUAUUUGGACGGCUGUGAAUCCGGUAAAGACAAUGAGUACUUCAUCGUCAAGGCUGUGAAAGCUUCACAUGACUACAUGCGACGGGCUGAGCGGAUAUCUGAGAGAAUGAUAUUCAAUAUCUUCCAGUUGGGCUUCGCGGAGUGGUAUCGCAACAAUGAGCAUGCCGCAUUGGUGCACUUUCGUGCUACUACAAACAUGACAUAUUCCAUUGGGGGUCUGAAGGCGUUAGCCAGGCCCCUCGCCGAUCUGCUGGUCCUGGGAGAUGGAUACAUUGCUGGUGAGCUCGGAACCUUGCCUAUUUUUUCUCACACAGAAUUUGCCAGGCAAGACGACUCAGACUCAGUAGUGGGCGCCUAUGUCCUUGACAUUCACCAAACGAUGCUCUCAGGUUCAGUUACCGUCGCACGUGGACUUCUGCAACAUGGAAAGAAGGAACUGGUGCCUCGCAACUUGGAACUCAUGAUCAUGGAUCUCGCAGUUGUGGUGUCAGUCAUGAAUGCUGCUGAUGCCGGCGAGACGCCACAAGAUUUGGCAGAUAGUGCAUUGCAUUGGAUAUACCAUCGCAUACUUGUCAUCCGUCAUCAGCUUUUGGAAGUGAGGUUUGAAGAUUCCAGAGCCGAGUCGAUCAGACUUGCGAUAAUUCUUUGGAUUCUUCAGUGCUCCACAAGGGCCGGGCGUAUCCGAUCAACGAAGAUAAUAGCACCUCAAGUGAGAAAGUCUCUGCAAGAUACGAAGGAGAGCACUUGGAAAGCCCACAAUGACGUUAGGCUCUGGAUCUUAAUAAUUGGCGCAACAUCGGCGCGGACUGGAAGUGGCGAUCAUGCCUGGUUCUUGCAGCGGAUCCUACGCUCC